AUGGCUCAAAGAAAGCAAAGGUCAGUUUCGGAAGAGCUGCGCGUUUAUGAUUUCCCACAGAAUCUAUAUACCUUAAAUGCAAACUUCAAGUCCUCAUUCUUUAAGCCGGUUCCUGAGAGUGUGGUUGAGAAUCAAAUCAUCACCAUCGAACACUUCUUCACGGACGAGUUUUGCAAUGAGUUGAUUACGGAUUUUUCCAACAAACUUACCUUAGAAACCACUCCCCUAAUCAAGAGUAGGGAAUACGCAGCGCGUCAUAAUGACAGAGUCUCUGUCACGUCUUUACCGGCUGCUGAUGCAUUGUGGAAAUAUUUAAGGUCUGUGUUGAUGGAAGUCCCUCAAUAUGAUGCCUCAGAGCUGGACCUGAUAAGACAAAUAUUCAAAAACGCGAAAAGUCUUAACCCUCAAUUGCGUAUUUAUAGGUAUAUAAAAGGACAUCACUUUGGCAAACACUAUGAUGAAUCUGUCUCUUGUCCUCUCGCACACGAUGCAAAGAUCAAAGGUAAGACCAAGUGGACUCUUCUCAUCUACUUAACAGGAGACGACGAAUUCUCUGGCGGUGGCACAAUUUUUCAUCCUGAGAUUCGAGACUCAAUGCCUCUUAAUAUUCACCCAAGUAAAGGAAUGGCACUUUUACAUAAGCACGGAGAUGAUUGCUUGAAGCAUGAAGCAGAGAUUGUCCGAAGUGGAGUGAAAUGGGUUUUGAGAUCAGAUGUCACAUAUUGA
Messenger RNA from Metschnikowia bicuspidata var. bicuspidata NRRL YB-4993, 726 nucleotides. RefSeq lists its product as uncharacterized. Gene Ontology annotation, biological process: peptidyl-proline hydroxylation to 4-hydroxy-L-proline. Gene Ontology annotation, molecular function: iron ion binding; procollagen-proline 4-dioxygenase activity; L-ascorbic acid binding. Gene Ontology annotation, cellular component: endoplasmic reticulum. Lineage: Eukaryota; Fungi; Ascomycota; Pichiomycetes; Serinales; Metschnikowiaceae. The record is from RefSeq and is a predicted model, not a curated record. The transcript has a single exon. Bases 1 to 726 code for a protein of 241 amino acids.